Molecule: messenger RNA, 1552 nt
Organism: Patiria miniata (bat star)
Lineage: Eukaryota; Metazoa; Echinodermata; Asteroidea; Valvatida; Asterinidae
Gene: itpa
Product: inosine triphosphate pyrophosphatase-like
Exons: 9
Coding region: 104-694 (196 amino acids)
Biological process (GO): nucleoside triphosphate catabolic process
Cellular component (GO): cytoplasm
Molecular function (GO): nucleoside triphosphate diphosphatase activity
Source: RefSeq, a predicted model, not a curated record
GUGCACUGUGUACAUGUGAUUUAAUUCUGCAGGAAGAACUGCACGCACGGCCGGCGGAGACUUCUACCCAGCAACCAACGUAAACAUUGCGUUCUUUACCAGAAUGGCAGGAUCGUCUCCCAAGAAAGCCAAGACGGUCCUGGACCUUGUGUUUGUGACAGGAAAUGCAAAGAAGCUGGAAGAAGUAAUAGCCAUUCUUGGUGACAAGUUUAAUGUGACGUCCCGAAGCAUCGACCUUCCAGAAUUUCAAGGCGAGCCGGACGAUAUAUCGAUAGCGAAGUGCAAGGAAGCGGUCAAACAUGUGAAGGGCCCCGUCAUUGUUGAAGAUACCUGUCUAUGUUUCAACGCAUUAGGAGGUCUACCCGGACCAUACAUAAAGUGGUUCCUUACAAAACUAGGUCCAUCUGGUCUGCAUCGUCUACUUACUGGCUGGGAGGAUAAGUCAGCCUAUGCACUAUGUACAUUUGCCUACUCGAACGGGAACCCAAACGACCCUGUACAGACCUUCAUAGGCAAAACGCACGGUACCAUCGUGUCCCCGCGUGGCCCUCCAAGUUUUGGAUGGGACCCUUGUUUUCAGCCAGACGGCUUCUCUGAAACUUAUGCAGAGAUGGAGUCGGCAACAAAGAACAGCAUAUCGCACAGAGGAAAAGCACUGAAAAUGCUUGCCGAACAUUUCUUGAAAACGUCAUGAUGAUAAUUUGUUGUAAUGUUAUUGUAUUUGUGGGUUUUUUUAAAUCAGGGUUUGAAACUAUUGUCUUUCUGGCAAUUUGAUAAUGGAAUUCAAAAACAACUUUUCUCUCCCAAGCAAAAUUUAUUUCCCUCAAUUACAAACCAAUAUUAUUUUCAAGGUUUUCCCAGAAAUAUUUUGUUUCGGGUAAAAAAACCACACUCACACACAAAGACGUUUGUUUAUGGUGUAAAUCAAGGAUUUUCUUUUGUUCCUCUUCCCUUUUCCUUUGUACUCUAACUUUUUCACAACAUCUCUGAUUGGUUUUGUUCACGUUUUCUAAUCGAGGUCGUCCAUUGAUGUUGCACAUGUGUGGCCUCGAUUUACACCAUAAACAAACGCGCAAGCACUGACUUAGAAACACAAAGUUAGAAAUUAGAUCAUGUUCAUUAAAACAUCCUUUAAUUUAAAUGAUGUUUUUUAUUGUAUUUUUCUGUAAUUUAGUUUUUGUACCAUAGUUCAAAUAUGUACAUAUUUGUCUUGCUGGAAAAAAAAACACACUUUGGAUUUCAUUAAAUUUCAGCAAUUCCACUUUACAAGGGAUAAUUCGUGUUAUCAAAUAUAAAAAAUUACUCAUAUUCAUCAGCUUUGUUUUCAGUCCAAUACUGAGUUCAUUAAACAAUGGAACAAUGUUCUACAUGUCUUUAGAUGACGUUUACGUAAAUAUAAAAUACUGCUUGAGUUUUGUAUAGCUUUGUAUUAAAUACAUUUGGGCUUGACUGUUAUAACAAAAAUUGAGUUGUAAAAUGACAGAAUGCCUGCUUCAACGGGCAAGGUUUUUGGAUCAAAAUAAAGUCUCAAUUUUUUGUGAGAUAUAUCAAG